Messenger RNA from Brettanomyces bruxellensis, 2670 nucleotides. RefSeq lists its product as uncharacterized. The coding region runs from base 1 to 2670 and encodes 889 amino acids. Gene Ontology annotation, molecular function: calcium-activated cation channel activity. NCBI's taxonomy places the organism in Eukaryota, Fungi, Ascomycota, Pichiomycetes, Pichiales, Pichiaceae. The transcript is spliced from 2 exons. The record is from RefSeq and is a predicted model, not a curated record. Gene Ontology annotation, cellular component: plasma membrane.
AUGACAGAGUUUCCAGAUAAUUUGGCGGCAGACCCGCCGCCCUUUGACCCGCGUGCACAGACACAGACGGUUUUCAAAGUGCAGCUAGGAAUAUGCUCAGGAUUGGGUUUGGUGAUCUCAUUGUUGUUCUGCGUGUUGCGGAAAAGGUUCCCCGUGAUCUACGCGAUUCGGCCGUACCGCAACAAGAACAUCCGGAUGCUUCCCGGGACGCUUUUCGGGUGGAUCCCGGUGCUUUACGAUAUUUCUCCCGAGGAGGUUCUCCAGGUUGCAGGAUUGGAUGCAUACGUGUUUCUCCGGUUCUUCAGGAUGUGCGUGAAGAUCCUGCUGGUGUUGUCCGUGCUGGGCAUUGCGUUCAUGUGCCCCGUGCGGUACUGGCUGACGGGCCACUUCGACCGGGACCUGCCGGGGAGCGCUACCGGGGCCCCCGGUGGGCCUACCGGGGACCACUUCGAGCCACCGGGCUACCUUCUUCUCUGCACCAUUUUCACCUACGUGUUCACACUCGUGGUCUACUACUUCAUGUUUUCCGAGACCAGGCACAUCAUCCGGACCCGGCAGCGGUUCCUCGGGUCGCAGAAAUCGCUCACUGACCGCACAAUCAUGAUUACAAACGUGCCUGCCCCGAUGAGAGAUGAAACGGCACUAAAGACGCACAUCGAGCAGUUGGGGGUCGGCCGGGUGGACUCUGUGUUUCUCGCGCGGGACUACACGGUGCUCCAGGAGCUGUUUGUGCGGCGGGAGGCCGUGCGGAGUCGUUUGGAGGCCUUGUACAGCCGGUACUACGGACUGGAGGUGCACGUGCUCCGGCCGGCCGCCGGCGGAGCUCACGGGGCCCCCGCGGUGGCUCUACGGGGGCUGCCUGGUGGAGUUACGGGGCCGCCUGGUGACGCUACCGGGUCCCGCCGCCCCCUGCUCCGCCUCGGCCCCCUGGGCCUCGUGGGCCGCAAGGUGGACGCCAUCAGACACUUCUCGUGGCUGCUCGUUCACACAGACGGGCAGAUCCGCCGGCUGAAGCACCGUGCCACCUUCCGGCCCAUCCCCUGUGCAUUUGUCAGCAUGAAAUCCGUCACAGACGCCCAGAUGGCCGCACAGGCCCUUUUCUCGCCCAACCCCUCCCAAUUAGAGACUUGCCUAGCCCCAGCCCCCUUCGAUAUCGCGUGGAACAACCUCCUGUUGAGCAGCCGGCAGGUGUUCAUGCGCAGGAACGUCAUCGAGAUGCUGUGCAUGGCGUUCUCGGCCCUCUUGAUCGUCCCAAUCCGGUACAUCACGUCUCUUUUGAACGUCCAGUACAUCAAGAAGCUGUGGCCCGAGUUCGGCCGCUAUUUGCUGGCCCACGACACCCUCCGCACGCUUGUCACGGGUGUGCUGCCCACGUAUCUCUUCACGAUCAUCAACACGAUCCUCCCCUACUGCAUCUACUCACUCUGCCAGCUCCAGGGCAUGCCCUCUAAGGGCGAGAUGGAGUUGUCCGUCGUCAAGAAGAACUUCAUGUACAUCUUCUUCAACAUGUUCUUGGUCUUCACCUUGUUCGGCACCUUCACCAGCUACCGCGCUCUUCUCUCAGACACAACCAAGAUCGCCCCCUUGUUGGCCAAGUCCAUCGAGAGUCUCUCGUUGUUUUACGUCGACUUGAUCGUGCUUCACGGCUUCACCAUCCUGCCGCUCCAGCUCCUCCAGUUCGGCGACUUGCUGCUCGAUUUUUGGCACUGUGUCAUCUGCCGGCUCUCCCGGACACCUCGCACACUCCGUGACCUCUUCUACAAGCCCACCAUCUUCCAGGUCGGCCUCGUUCUCCCGCAGCACAUCCUCAUCCUCAUCAUCAUCUCAUCUACUCCGUGCUCUCCACCCGCAUCAUGGUCUGCGGCCUCGUCUACUUCUUCGUCGGCUACUGGGUCUACAAGUACCAGCUUGUCUACUCCAUGGUCCACCCGUACCACAGCACGGGCAAAGUCUGGCCCAUCGUCUUCCAGCGUGUCUGUCUCGAUGUUCGGCACCUUGGCCUUGGAGAAGUCCUACGUUCCCGCCGGUUUGAUCAUCCCGCUCUUCCCCACCACCUUGAUCGCCAUGAUGUACUUCAAGCGUAACUAUCUUCCCUUGCUCAACUACAUUGCACUCGAUGCCAUCAAGACCGACGGCCUGUCCGUUGACCCGGGCAGCGAGGACGACUUUGAGAGCUUCAUACGCUCCGCCAAGCCCAAGAAACGCGGUAACUCCGUCGUUCUAACCGACGGCUACUACGACUCCGCUGGAAUUCUCCAUGUUGACAAUCCUGACCAGUCUGUAUCCCAGUCUGCAUCCCAGGCUGCAUCCCCAACUUCUGACCAUGGCUGUGCUCUCGACGACACCGAUAUUGCCAAUUUAUCGCAGAGCACGCUGCAGAACCAGCACAUGAUUCGGAGAAAGCCGAGCACCAUCGAGGAGCAGCGUGAGGCCUUGCAGAACUACGUUUAUCCAUAUCUUGUGGAUCCCCUGGAUGGGCCUUUGGUUGGUUUUCUGGGCGAUUACAUAGACACCAUCCGUUACAGGAAGAAUGUUGUCUACAGACAUGCUGCUUAUGGCUCGGUGCAGGACCAGGAGGUGUACCAUGACUUGGAGCGUGACUUUGAGGAGCAUUCCGACCUUGAAGUGGAAAUAGUGCGCACGGAAAACUCCCAGAAUGAGUAUGAUUAG